Messenger RNA from Aspergillus niger, 2193 nucleotides. RefSeq lists its product as uncharacterized. Gene Ontology annotation, biological process: DNA-templated transcription; regulation of DNA-templated transcription. The transcript has 6 exons. Gene Ontology annotation, molecular function: zinc ion binding; DNA-binding transcription factor activity, RNA polymerase II-specific; transcription cis-regulatory region binding. NCBI's taxonomy places the organism in Eukaryota, Fungi, Ascomycota, Eurotiomycetes, Eurotiales, Aspergillaceae. Gene Ontology annotation, cellular component: nucleus. The record is from RefSeq and is a predicted model, not a curated record. The coding region runs from base 1 to 2193 and encodes 730 amino acids.
AUGGGAGGUGUCAGCCAUCCGUCUGUCUCCCCUGCUGUUGGGUCUGAUGCUGCGGGUCCAGCCAGGAAGCGCACCACGACCAUGGCGGGGUUGGACAGCUCUCCGGGCAGUAUCGAUGAUGUCGAUGGGCAGGACAAUCAGGAGGAGAAGAAGAGACAGCCCGUGAAACGGGCUUGUAAUGAAUGUCGUCAACAAAAGCUCCGAUGUGAUGUUAUUCAAGACCCGUGGACGGAUUGCUCCCGAUGUCGUCGUCUGAAGCUGGAUUGUAAAAUCGAAUCCAACUUCAAACGGGUUGGGAAACGCAGUCGCAACGCCGAGAUGGAACGCGAGAUCAUCGAGCUGAGAAAGCAGAUUGCUACUGUGCAGGCUGGGGCUAUGCCUCAACCGCAGUCGGCAUCUUUGCCGCCGGUUCAGACGCCCAAGCAAGAAACGGCCAGCCAGGUUGGCUCGGGAGUCUACCAUACGCCGUCGGCCAUGUCUGCUGAUCAGUAUAUGGGAUCUCAUGAGGCUGUUGCGUCGCUUUUGGAUUUGCGCUCCGGCUUUGAUGGCUCGAACUACAUGAGGAACGGCAAUCAUCACUUCAAGCGCAUUGAAGAUGUCGCGGUCGUUCCGGAGAGGGUGACGGAGCUCUUUCAUCUGUUCUUUACCUUCUACCAUCCUUUUCUACCAUUCCUUGAUCGAGACCAGUCGCCCGAUGAUUACUACAGCGCAUCGCCACUGCUGUUCUGGACCAUCAUCAGUGUAGGCGCGCGGCGCUUCCAGGCCGACACCCACCUUCUUAAUUCCCUCUCAGGCCCGGUCUCGCGAUUGGUGUGGAGUACGCUGGCGGACAUCCCACAAAGCUACCACGUCGUGAAGGCUCUCUGUUUGCUCUGUACCUGGCCUUUUCCUACUAGCAGCACGUCCACCGAUCCGACCUUCAUGCUCUGCGGUAUGAUGAUCCAAGUGGCAAUGCAGCUGGGCCUGCAUCGUCCGUCUCAUACGCAGGACUUUAGCAAAUUCCGCGUGGAGCUUAUUGAAGAGGAACUUCGCGACAAGGUGCGAACCUGGGCAGUCUGCAACAUUGUCGCCCAGCGUGUUGCUACUGGUUAUGGCCAGCCUCCGUCCUCUGUGUACGACUGGACACUGUCUUCGAAUGACUCCGUGGACCCCAACUUUAGGUUGCCCGACGACAUCAGAUCGAGGCUGGAGAUCGAAAAGUUUUGCGACAAGGUCACCAAGUCUUUAUAUACUAACCGGCGGGACCCUGUCGGGCUCUGCAGCGAUCAGGAGCGAUCAACAUUGAUCUCAUUUCUGUCGCGGGACUUCGAUGAAUUGGAGAAUCAGCUGAAGGCGCACAAUGACUGUAUCACUAAUCUCUAUUUGCGCGCAUCGAAUCUUCACCUUCACUUGUCUGCGUUCUUCGACGACACGACCGCAAAGGAUUAUAGAGAGCGUCUUCUCUCGCUCUAUGUCGCUACCACGACCUUCCUCGAAGCAGCGAUGAACCUGGAAACGGAAGUCGGCCCGGUGCUGUCAUACACCCCGUACUACGUGUAUCAGAUGAUGGUCGCGGGCGGAUGCACUCUGCUGAAGCUAUGCAAGAGCUUUUUCGCCGCGCACAUCGACAUGGAUUAUGCAAAGAACCUCUUCAAUCGGACGAUCUGGGCCAUUCGACGCGUGUCCGUUUCCAGCAACGACCUCCCAGAGCGACUGGCAGAAGUGGUGGCGCAGAUGUGGCGGCUGAACAACGUGCCCACACCAAAAUUGACGGCAGACGGCGGAGAGGUCGACGACUCGCUGAUGCUCAAGGUGCGGUGCCGGAUGAGUAUGUCCUUGCUUUUCGACUCAGUCUGGCGGUGGCGGGAAGACGCGCGGACCAAGGGGCGUAAUCUUGAAGCAUAUCUUAAAAACCCAACCAACCCAGACUCGAACGCCGAAUCCUCCAACUCAUCAUCUGUCCAACCUACGCGCACCUCGACAGCGACACCCGGGGUCGCCGGCGCCGCAGACCCCAGUCUCGCGCCAGCCCCCAUGCUCCCACAAGCCAACAUGGGCGUAUCCGCACCGAGCGCUGUGGGCGCCCUUCCCAGCGGAUUCAUGGAACCCAAUUACGAAGUAUUCGAUCCGCUGAACUGGCUUCUGGACGGACUGGUUGAUUUGCCGUAUUCAUACUCGACGAUAUCGGGGAUAGAGUCUCAGGGUAUUGCAUGA